This is a messenger RNA of Ziziphus jujuba (common jujube), 2807 nucleotides long. Its product is annotated as ubiquitin-like domain-containing protein CIP73. The record is from RefSeq and is a predicted model, not a curated record. Gene Ontology annotation, cellular component: BAT3 complex. Gene Ontology annotation, molecular function: polyubiquitin modification-dependent protein binding; misfolded protein binding. The coding region runs from base 287 to 2485 and encodes 732 amino acids. NCBI's taxonomy places the organism in Eukaryota, Viridiplantae, Streptophyta, Magnoliopsida, Rosales, Rhamnaceae. The transcript is spliced from 16 exons.
ACGCCCACAAUUCCCUCCUCUUUUCCCUUCAUCUGUGUCCUCCUUGUCCUUGAAUUGCCACAGAGUGACACACACAACACAAAAAGACCACUCUCACGCAAAUUGCAGUGACUUACACACCCUCUUUAUAUAUGUACCUGGAUUACAGCAUAAGAGAGAGAAAUAGAUAAGAGACAUAGAGAGAGAGAGAGAGAGAGGAGUAUAUAGUGGGAACCUGGGGUUAUUCCUCUUCUCCUCCCUCGAGGCUUUUAAGCGUUUUUCUCAGGGAAUUAACGUGGUCACAAGAAUGGGAAGUAAUUUUGAAGGCCAGACUCUUGGCAGUGAUGCGGUUGGAGGAUCUGAAGCCAUCGAGAUUAAAAUAAAGACAUUGGAUUCACAAACCUAUACUUUGAGAGUGGAUAAACAGAUGCCAGUUCCUGCUUUGAAAGAACAGAUUGCUUCCGUGACUGGAGUGCUAUCAGAGCGACAGCGGCUGAUAUGCCGGGGGAAAGUUCUAAAGGAUGACCAACUUCUGUCUGCUUAUCAUGUUGAAGAUGGUCAUACCUUGCAUUUGGUCGUCAGACAGCCUAUUCCACCAUCCUCCGAGGGUUUAUCAAAUUUUCCAGCAACUGAUCCUGCUUCAAGCACUAGUCGUGGGCAUAGUAAUCAGGUAGCCCCUGGUGUUGUUAUUGAAACCUUCAGUGUACCUGUACAAGGGGAUGGAGUUCCUCCAGAAAUCAAUCGGAUUGUCUCUGCUGUUCUUGGGUCAAUAGGACUUUCACAUGUUGGAAGUGGCAGUGAAGCAUUUGAUUUCAGGGAACAUGGCUCGCAAAGGCCUGAAAGAACAGCAGGUGCUACUGGAAUUUUCGACACAACACAGCUACAACCUGAACAUGCUGGCAUGAGGGUUCCAUCAGAUAGAUUACAUGGUACCUUUGGCCAUUCAGCAGCAUUUUCUUUGGGGUCUCUGUCUUCUAAUGUAAUUCCAGAUUCUUUGACAACUUUAUCCCAAUAUCUGAGACGUAUAAGAAGUGAAUUUGAUGCCAUGGGCAGAGAUGCGGGAACCAGUGGUCAAGCAGGUGCUGCCCACACAACUGAAUCAAGGAGUUCUAAAACUGCACCUAGUAGUUCAGGAACAAGACCUGAAGGAUUUCCCACACCUGCAUCUUUGGCAGAAGUCAUGCUUUCUACAAGACAAAUGCUCAUUGAACAGACUGCCGAAAGUCUAUAUCAACUAGCAAGGCAAUUGGAGAAUCAAGUGAAUGUGACAGAUCCUUCCUCAAGGUUGAACAUUCAAUCUACUGCAUUCAGAACUGGAGCACUGUUUAAUGAUCUGGGUGCAUUUUUACUUGAACUUGGUCGAACCAUCAUGACAUUGCGAUUGGGUCAAACACCUUCUGAAGCGGUAGUUAAUGCUGGACCUUCAGUCUUUAUAUCCCCAUCGGCUCCUAAUCCUAUCAUGCCUCUUCCUUUUCAAGUAGCUACAAGUUUUGGUGCCAUCCCCAUGGGAGCUGUGCAGCCUAGCUCCAGCCUGGUUAAUGGGCGUGGGACUGGGUUUCUUCCUAGGCGUAUUGACAUACAAAUAAGGAGAGGUUCAUCAACGGCCACGCAUGAUGCCAAUCGAGAGGAACAUGGUGAUACACAGCAGCCUUCAGGCCAAAGAGACCCCACAACAAGUUCUGGUGGUGAAAAUCCUGUUACUCAAGCAGCUUCAAGGGUCCCGGAGGGUCCAACUUUUGCUGGAGACUCAGGUGUAAGGGUAGUGCCAAUUAGGACCAUGGUUGCAGCAGUACCUGGUCCCUUUAGUCGCCUACCAUCAGAUUCAUCUGGAAAUUCAGUAGGUUUAUACUAUCCUGUCCUUGGAAGACUCCAACAUGUGGCUUCUGGACAUGUAAGCAGUGACCGAGGAUCCCAAGCAUCUGGUGAGCGUAAUCCUGCUAGUGUCCAUACAGAGCAGCAAAUGGCGCAGGCUUCUGUACAACGGCUUAAUGAUCUUGCACAAGAUGGAUCAAUACCAACUUCCGAUUUGAGACAGCCAGAGCCAUCCAAUACUCGUAGUAUCAAUAUUAACAUUCUUUCAGCUGGUCGAAUGCAAAACAACAAUGAAUCUGAUAGACAAAUCCCUAGCAGUGUAAUGCAAUUUCUAAGGACACUCUUUCCAGGAGGUGAAAUCCAUGUAGAAGAUGGUGGUUUGGAGGGCACUCCCGCAGGUUCUGAGCCUGACCAAGCCAGGACAUCCAGUGACAUUGCACGGGCACCAGAAGCAGAACCAAGGGUUAGUGAUGAAGGAAUAUUUUUGUCUAAUCUGCUUCAUCAAAUCAUGCCUGUCAUUGCACAACAAGCUGGUGCAGAGCAGGAUGUUGUACCUCCGGAGCAGAUCAAUGCUUCUGAGCGCACAAUGACUCAAGACUCUUCCAACGAGGCUGAGAACUCUAAUGCUGGGACAUCUCGUCGACCAAGUGACGAUGAUUCAAACCCUCAAAGCUCAAAACGUCAAAAGGUGUGAAAUGGAACUGUGGCUUUGUUGAUGCAGAUUGAGUAACUAAUAUUAAGGGUCUCUUUGAAGGAAAUCUUUUGUGGGGUAAUUCAAGAGGUCUGAAAUUGCAAUCAAAUUGGCAUAUAUCCUCAUCUAGAGGUUCAUAGCUGGCAUAGCAUGUCUCGGAGCCUUUGUAUUAUAUAUUUUGUGGUUUUUCCCAAACACGAUGGUGUGGAAUUUCUUGAGAUAUUGCGAUUCGUUUUUUUGAGACAAAAUACAUGUUUCUUCUCUGACUUAUAAUGUUUGUAUGGAUUUUAUUGCUGGAUUUGCAUAGAAAGCUAGCCUUGGAUUA